This is a messenger RNA of Pogonomyrmex barbatus (red harvester ant), 581 nucleotides long. RefSeq lists its product as uncharacterized. Lineage: Eukaryota; Metazoa; Arthropoda; Insecta; Hymenoptera; Formicidae. The record is from RefSeq and is a predicted model, not a curated record. Gene Ontology annotation, molecular function: protein binding; serine-type endopeptidase inhibitor activity.
GAAGUUCAACUCAUGCUAUCAAACAGUAGAUGAUCGUACUUUGGUAGAUCAUCUUGGAUAUAUAUACUGUACAAUAUCGACCAACGGUUUCUUAUUUAUUAAACUAUAGAAAAAAAUGUUACUUUGCCUGUUACUAAUUGUGGCAUCGCCGUUUCUUAUCACCGCAUUUCCACAAAAUACAGGCGUAUCUACAGAAACGGUUCAAGUAGAUGGUUUUAUCUUCGAUGGUCCAGUAGCUACAAGGUCACCCAAUGAACAAAGAGUUAGUUCUACAACCUCCACAACAACUGCGGCAUCUACGACUUCUCUAUCUAUUGACGAUUAUAAUGCUUGCGUGAAUAGGUGCCAGGUAACACCCGAAUAUAAUCCUGUUUGUGGUUCAGACAACAUUGAUUACACUAAUCCCGGGGGAUUAGGCUGCGCGAAAAUAUGUGGAAAAGAUGUGACAUUGGCCUAUUAUGGACGCUGCUCAACAGGUUAAAUUAAAUAAUUUAUAAACUUCAUUAUGUAACUAAUAAUAAUAAAAAAUGUUUUAAUGAGAAUAAAAGGCAAAUAGAAAAAAAAAAUUAAAAUAUUUAUAC